Messenger RNA from Coniophora puteana RWD-64-598 SS2, 813 nucleotides. Its product is annotated as Metallo-dependent phosphatase. Lineage: Eukaryota; Fungi; Basidiomycota; Agaricomycetes; Boletales; Coniophoraceae. Bases 1 to 813 code for a protein of 270 amino acids. Gene Ontology annotation, molecular function: hydrolase activity. The record is from RefSeq and is a predicted model, not a curated record. The transcript has 5 exons.
AUGUCGGAUUAUGUGAGCGAGACCGCCAGGGUAUACACUGAUUUCGGCAGCAGCCUUCCUCCGCACCCAGGCAAGGGUUGGACCAGAUUCGUGUGCAUAUCAGACACCCAUUCUCAGAUAGUACCGGUUCCGGAGGGAGACGUCUUGAUUCAUGCUGGGGAUCUGUGUAGCUGGGGGUUGUUCAAGCAGCUUAAGCCAACGUUGAAAUGGCUAGUGUCGCUUAAGCACCCGGUCAAGGUAGCUGUCGCAGGCAAUCAUGACCUCUGUUUAGACAAACAAUGGGCCUCGUACGGUCUUCAAGGAUUAGGUCAGAAGGUGCGCAUGAAUCCAUCAAUGCGGCAACAAUCUCUUAUUGCAUUACAGGAUAUUGAAGAAGCUCGCGCAUACAUCCAUGGGAAGUCAAAGAAGAAAGGUUUACAUUAUCUCGAGCAUAGUCCGUUCUCGUUCAAAAGUCCUUCCGGUCGUGAAUGGAAGAUGCAUGGGUCACCUGCUGCUCCGGCGUAUGUCACAGGCUCGUUCCAGUAUAGUACGCAAGAGGAGGCGAAGGCUCUGUACGAUAAAAUACCAGACGAUGUCGACAUCCUCGUCACCCAUACCCCACCUUCCAACACACUGGACAGAACAAAGAAGGGCACACACGCUGGGUGUCCAGUAUUAGCUGAACGAUUAAACCAGCUCUCCAGUUGUCGACUUCACGUCUUCGGUCACAUCCAUGAGUCGCAUGGCGCCGAAGUAUCAGAAGACGGUAGGGUAUCGGUCAAUGCCGCCAUGCAGUCGGGCGGAAGGCCAACAGUGGUAGAUCUAAAGGAUUGA